GCUCUGUGCUCAUUUCUCUGCGAGGCUGCUCUGUUCUCACUAGCAUUUCUGCUCUGUCAUUAAAGCAAGCUGCUCCACGAACCACACUACCUUAUUUUAAUUUCUUUUUUUGGCUGGGCUUCACACCCGCUGUCCAAAAAUCCACUCCGGUUAUUAUCGCCCGCUGCUGCGUUCAAGGGAUAGACUCAUUUUCAACCAGCUGGACAUCACUGCUCUGAUUGGAGCGAAACAAGAGAUUUGUUAGUUUAACGGACAGCUUUUGGCCUGCAUCGGUGCUCAACUAAAACUAGUAUAUACAUCUUUAAAUAGUUUAGCUUACAUUUUAAAGGUUUAGCUUAGCGUAAACGGGGAAACAAGAAAAUUUAGCAUAACCUUAUUACAGGCGCUGAAUUGGCCACGGAAACCUCGCAGCGGCGAUGAAUCAUUUUAACUGACAGCUUUUUGAAGAAUUAACCGGCUUAAACCAGUUUGCUGCUCAUAGACGCAGUGAAAUCCCAGGUUGUGGCAGCAGGUAACAACUGGAGCUGACAACAGCAGGCGGUUUCUCCCUAAACGCUGCAAAGUGCAUCACUCAGCGUUCAGCUCGUUUGUUAGAGCAGGGUUCCGCUAGCUGCCGUUAGCCUGUCCUCCUGCUAACCCUGGACAGCUCCACCAAGCUAGCUUUGGACAAAGGAGCAACGCAGCGGGGGGAUCUAUAAACACCGAGCUACACAAGUCGUUUUCUGGAGCGACAAACAAGGACCUGACAUGAUGUUUCCACAAUCAAGACACUCAGCCUCAUCGCAGCAGCUGAAGUUUACGACCUCUGACUCCUGUGACAGAAUCAAGGAUGAGUUCCAGUUUCUUCAAGCACAGUACCACAGUUUGAAGCUCGAAUGUGACAAGUUGGCGAGUGAGAAGUCAGAGAUGCAGCGCCAUUACAUUAUGUACUACGAGAUGUCCUAUGGGCUCAAUAUUGAGAUGCACAAACAGGCUGAAAUAGUAAAGAGACUGAAUGGGAUCUGUGCACAAGUCCUCCCCUACCUGUCUCAGGAGCACCAGCAGCAGGUCCUGGCAGCCAUAGAGCGGGCCAAGCAGGUCACCCCUCCAGAGAUGAACUCCAUCAUUAGGCAGCAGCUCCAGGCUCACCAGCUGUCCCAGCUUCAGGGCCUGGCCCUGCCCAUGACCCCCCUGCCUCUGGGCCUGAGCCAGCCAACACUCCCAGCCGUCACCACUUCCUCCGGUCUCUUCUCACUGUCUUCUCUGCUGGCCUCCCAGGCCCAGCUGGCCAAGGAGGAGAAGGCUUCUCGUGACGGCGUAGACAGCCACCGUGAGGAGGACGGCGACAAGUCUGAUUAGAUUCUGUCUCCAUCCAGCUCUUUUAUCACAGAGACAUGAAUACCUAGAUCUGUCCCUGCAGCCCCCCCCCCCUGGUUUCUUCCUUUUUGACCUUACCCAACACAAGGUUCUAUCUUUUGAAUGCAGUUCCAGCUUUAAAGCCCUAACCUAUCCCACUCUGGGAAAAGCUUUGGCACUCAUAUUACAAAAAUAAAAAUUACAUCAAUCGUUACUUUUUAAGUCUUUUUGUUUGUUUAAAGUGCAUUUUUCCUUUUCAUUUAGGACAUACCAUCCUUUAGGAUUUUGGAUCCCUCAUUUUUUAUUUUUUUUUUCCACUUUCUGGUUGUUUUUUGUUCUACUUUAGUACACUGCAUUGUAACCUGUUGCUGCUGCUCUGCACUGGUUCUUGUUUAGCAGAUCUUAUCCAUAUGUCCAACUAAAUCACUCAGUUAAUGUUGAAACAGGGAAGCUGGUAAACACUAGGACUCCCUGAUAAACACUAAAACACAAAGUCCAGGCUCUUAAAACAAGAUCAACAUUAUCAAUAUGAUGAAGUGGGUCAAUAUUAUGGAAUUUUUAGAUUGCAUGGAUUGGUUCUAAGGUUGAUGUGGACUGAGUUUAAUUUGAUUGUCACAGAAGGGGGUGGGCAGUUUAAAACUACAGUUUAAACCUAUAUUGCGGCAUUUCCUAAUAUUUGUGUAUCGUCCAAAAACCUACUAGCUAAUCAUUGCUGGUGUUUUGUAAUAUGUAACUUUUAUCUUUUUUUUUUUUUAAGAAAAACUUCCUGCAGUUGUUUUAUUUUGUGGUAUCCUGAUAUACGAGAGAACAUAUAAAAAUAUCUCUGAACAUCUCUUGAACUUCGUUGCGUCUUUCCAUGUCACAGCCACAUAUAUCAGUGUAUUUUAGUAUUUUCAGGGGUAAAAAGAAAAGUAUCACAUUUGGUUGGUAAUCUCCCAGUCCAUCUGAGAGAUUCAAAGAAGUAUGUCACAAUUGGUAGAAGAAAAAUGUUGCAUAACUGGUUUAUUUUUUUAUUUUUUUCAAAUCAUCAUUUGAAAAGGUAUGUAUUGUGCCUUUGUGUUCAGCUCUCGUGACACUUAAUACCCCCGAAUAAAAUCCAGUGCACACCUUUUACCUUAAAAAAACAAAAAACACUUGACUGGUAAGCAAAGUCCGCUUGGGUCUUUAAGACUAAGAGAUUCUUGGCAAACAAACCAACAGCAUCAGAAAGACCAAAGGGUUAAGUAGGAAGUGUUGGGGACCCAUUUAAUGGUAUCAAAUUGCUUGGAAUAAGAUCUUUUAUCAGCUGAUUUGGUUCUUGAUCAACUGAUAUUAAUGAGCUACACACACCACCAUGACUGCAUUAAGAUCAAAAGUGAUUUUAGGGAAUGGUCAACAUGGAGUUAAAGCAGGGAUUAGAUUAUGAAAGCUAUAAACACCUUGUAGCACUUUUAUGUAAAGUGGUGUUGGUGUCAUGCUAUGAAAUAAUAUUUUUAGCAGGAAUAGUCAAAAAUACAAACAGAAGUCCUGCGAACUAUAAAGAAAGUUGGCUGAAUUCAAAUUUGAAGAAACCAUUUAAAAAUAAUGUACCCAUUUUCUGGCACAUCAGAUUUAUUCUCCAUGUUGCUUUUUUUGCAUAUCUCAUGCUACGAUAAUUAAAACUGGAACAAAAAUACCUAAAACCUCAUUUAUCUGCUGUCAGCUUCCAUCAGAGCAGACCCUGAAGAGGGAGGUUGGUGUGUGUUUGACAGCAGAGGGCAGUCCAUGCUAGGUUCAGGCUUUAGUGGGAAACGAGGACAGCAGUAAGCAGGCGGUAUCUCAUUGGGAUAGCUGAUUUAUUCUAAAGUUUUUAGGUUGGCACUGAACUGAAUUUUCAUCUCUUUGGUCAGCUCAAACCUUUGGUCUGAAAAUCCUUGGUUUGCAUAUAUUUUGUUAUAAAAUCUACAUAAACAAUAGACACGUUUACUGACUGUUAAUGCAGUCAUGAUAUGAGAAGAUAAAUAUCUUUGGGCUUUUGUCAUUUAAAGAUAUCUUUCAGUAGAAAGCUUUUCAUAACAUUAAAAUAUUCUGUUGCAAUUUACCAAUUUCAUUAAUAUUCUUUAUUACAAGCAGUAAAGCCAACCCUUCCUAAUCCAUCAUGUGCAUCUGUUGGACAACAUUCGGAUGGAGACACCUGUCAAAAUGAUAAUUUUUCUGCCAUCAACCUAUUUAGUUUCUGAUUAAUCAUUUCAGUAUUUUUUUCCUGAUUGUGACAAAAAUGUUUAGGUACACAGAUGCAGUAACCUGGUAGAAUAAGUGUCCACCCUUCGUUAAAGCAUCAUUUGAAUCCAUUCCAGCAUUUAUUCUUCUUUAAGGGAAUGUUUUAGUAAGUCAGAUUUAAACACUGUGAUAUUUGCCUCUACUUUGCUGAAGUUCUUUGGACGAUUGGUUGGACCUACUGGGGCGCUGAAGAAAAAGUCCUAUUUUAUCUUCAGGUUUUGACUUGAAAGUCACUGGUAUGUUAAACAGUUCAAAAUUUCAAUGAGCUUACCUAAGAAAGAUUAAAAAUACCCAGAGCAUGAUGCUGCCACCACCUCUGAUACACUCUUAGUAAGGUGGUCUUUGGAUGAUGAAGCAAGAUUUCAAUUUUUAAGCCAGAAUUUUAUUUUUGUGGAGAAGUUGAAAGUUUCCAACUUGUCUUUGAGAGUUUCUGUCCAUACUUCAUGGUGUUUACUUUAGUAACUAUAUUUCUUAAUCACUUGGCGCAUGUUGCUGUUGACUUCUUGGAAAUCUGACCUGUUCCAGAAUACAGAAACAAUGUUUGAGAUGUAUCUGCUGUUUUUGCAUGUUUUCUAAAAUUGUUGAAGCCUUUCUUUGGUGUACAUGUGAUGCUAUUAUGGACUUUUUGUACCAUUUCCAACUGAUACUUUAACAACAUAUAGUAUUGAUCCUUUGCAACCUUUCUAAAUUGCAAAUCCGGAUAUUCCAACUAAAUGUUUCUUGUCAAAACAAAUGGCCUGGAGUUUAUGACAGAUGUAAAUUCAAAAAGACGGAAUCCUUAUUAGUAGAUGUUUUUAUCAAUGAUGUUUUAAGGCAGUGCACAGUCAGACAAGCAGGUUAUUUUUAUUUAAAUAAGGUUUACCCUUAUUAAAAUAUAUAUUUUUUUUCAUUUGAAUUGGCAGAUUAAAAAUGGGU
Cyprinodon variegatus (sheepshead minnow) is the source of this 4488-nucleotide messenger RNA. It is a transcript of the gene tle5, whose product is annotated as amino-terminal enhancer of split. Gene Ontology annotation, cellular component: nucleus; transcription regulator complex. Bases 748 to 1338 code for a protein of 196 amino acids. NCBI's taxonomy places the organism in Eukaryota, Metazoa, Chordata, Actinopteri, Cyprinodontiformes, Cyprinodontidae. Gene Ontology annotation, molecular function: protein binding; transcription corepressor activity. The transcript is spliced from 7 exons. The record is from RefSeq and is a predicted model, not a curated record. Gene Ontology annotation, biological process: negative regulation of canonical Wnt signaling pathway; regulation of DNA-templated transcription.